ACGUAAUCCAUUAAUUUAGAGGGAAAAGAGAAGUUAUUCAAAAGUGAUUACAUUUUUUUUUUACUUAAAAGUGUGAGGCAGAGGGCGACGCAACGAUCCGUUGUUUUAUCUCAACCUGACUCAAUAAAGUAGUAGACUGGAUUGGAGCAGAGGAUUCCUUUUUCUCCAAACAGUUGAUGGAUGCAAUGCGCUGCUGCUUAUAACAACAUAAGCUGCUGCUUUUUUUUUUUUUUUUUUUUUUGCAAUAAGCAUGCAAAAGCCAAUAUGGCGACUCCCAUUGUGACGACAAAACUGGAAGAUUUGGUAGUAAUUGACAACGGAUUGGUGCAGCUUAGUCUGUCUAAUCCGGGGGGGCUGAUAAGGGGCAUACAGUACAAUGGAAUUGACAAUUUGCUGGAACUUCAUAACCAAGACCUCAAUGGCGGGUUUUAUGAUCUCAAUUGGAGUGAAGAAGGGGCCUCCAAAACAAGGGGAAAGUUCGACACGAUUGAAGGAACAAACUUCAGUGUCAUCGUAGAAAAUGAAGAGCUGGUAGAGGUUUCCUUCACAAGAUCAUGGGAUCCUUCAGUUGAAGGAAAACAGUCGCCACUAAGUAUAGAUAGGAGGUUUGUGAUGCUCCGUGAUCACCCAGGAUUCUACUCUUAUGCCAUAUUUGAACAUACAGAGGAGUAUCCUGGUUUCAAUCUUAAUACGGCCAGGAUUGCAUUCAUGCUUAGAAAAGACAAGUUUCAUUACAUGGCUGUGGCAGAUAAUAGGCAAAGAUAUAUGCCCCUACCAGAUGAUCGGCUACCUGGAAGAGGUCAAGAGCUGGCUUACCCGGAAGCAGUUCUUCUUGUUGAUCCUGUGGAGCCUGAAUUUAAAGGAGAAGUGGAUGAUAAGUAUCAAUACACAUUGGAGAACAAAGAUAAUAAGGUGCAUGGUUGGAUAUGUUUUGACCCACCUAUUGGCUUUUGGCAAAUUUCACCUAGCAAUGAAUUCCGAAAUGGAGGACCCUUCAAACAAGACCUGACCUCCCAUGUGAACCCUACCACUCUUGCAAUAUUUGGCACAUCACACUAUGCGGGAGAGGAUCUUUUACUAAAAUUUAAACAUGGAGAAGUAUGGAAGAAAGUUUUCGGACCAGUAUUUAUUUAUCUCAAUUCUGUACCAGACGGACACGAUGCACUUUCCCUUUGGAAUGACGCCAAGGAACAGAUGAAAAAAGAAGAGGAAGCAUGGCCCUACAGUUUCACAGCUUCAGAGGAUUUUCCUAAAUCUGAGCAGAGGGGUCGAGUAAGGGGUAAAUUAUUUGUAUAUGAUAGGUACAUCAACAAGGACAAAAUACCAGCCGGAGCAGCCUAUGUUGGGUUGGCACCACAAGGAGAUAAGGGGUCAUGGCAAAGGGAAUCCAAGGGGUAUCAGUUUUGGAGCACUACUGAUGAGAAGGGUUACUUUUCCGUACCCAAUAUAAGAGCUGGUGACUAUAAUCUUUACGCAUGGGUGCCUGAAGUUAUUGGAGAUUACAAGUAUGAAGUAGCAUUAACCAUUACUCCAGGGUCUGACAUUGAUGUUGGUGAACUUACAUUUGAGCCACCGAGAGAUGGUCCUACUUUGUGGGAAAUUGGCAUCCCUAAUCGUAGUGCAGCAGAAUUCUAUGUCCCUGAUCCCGACCCGAUGUACAUCAAUAAACUAUAUGUAGACCAUCCAGACAGGUUUAGGCAAUAUGGGCUAUGGGAAAGAUAUACUGAUAUGUAUCCUGAUAAAGAUUUAGUGUACACUGUGGGAGUAAGUGACUAUAGAAAAGAUUGGUUCUAUGCUCAGGUUACGAGGAAAAUCGCAGACAAUAUAUACAAGGCCACAACAUGGCAAAUUAAAUUCAGCAUUGACAGUGUGGUUGAGGGAGGUAUCUACAAACUCCGGUUGGCACUUGCAUCAGCUCACAACUCUAAUUUGCAGGUUUGUGUCAACAAUGCUGAUGCAAACCCUCCAUUGUUUUCGAGUGGAGUAAUAGGGGGAGAUAAUGCAAUUGCUAGGCAUGGGAUUCAUGGAAUCUAUUGGUUGUUUAAUGUGGACAUAGCAGCUGCUCAACUCAUGCCAGGGGAAAACACCAUAUACUUGACACAGACAAAGAGUGAGAGCCCAUUUCAAGGCAUUAUGUACGACUACAUUCGCCUAGAAGCUCCGUCUCAUCUAGAUUCUUAACGAACUCGUCCUUCGUUCCGUGCAUUCCCCACUGUCCCCAUUUCCCCUACUCACCUCAAAAUAUGUUUGAAUUCAUGUAGAGAAAACAUUAAUCUUGCCUGCUGUAAUUGGCUUUAGUCCUGUUCCUCAUUUGAGAAUCCUUUAUUAAAUGGGAAAUUUAUUUCUGAUUGAUA
This is a messenger RNA of Salvia miltiorrhiza (redroot sage), 2354 nucleotides long. RefSeq names its product probable rhamnogalacturonate lyase B. Gene Ontology annotation, molecular function: carbohydrate binding. The record is from RefSeq and is a predicted model, not a curated record. Bases 181 to 2181 code for a protein of 666 amino acids. NCBI's taxonomy places the organism in Eukaryota, Viridiplantae, Streptophyta, Magnoliopsida, Lamiales, Lamiaceae. The transcript is spliced from 15 exons.